Messenger RNA from Panicum virgatum (switchgrass), 1846 nucleotides. RefSeq names its product ubiquitin carboxyl-terminal hydrolase 15-like. The coding region runs from base 429 to 1340 and encodes 303 amino acids. The transcript is spliced from 6 exons. The record is from RefSeq and is a predicted model, not a curated record. Gene Ontology annotation, molecular function: protein binding. Lineage: Eukaryota; Viridiplantae; Streptophyta; Magnoliopsida; Poales; Poaceae.
CUUCGUUGUAGCCUGUACGGCGAUCCUGGACUGUAAAGCCGACGGGGAGCGGAAGGAAAGGGGGAAGGGUCUAGAGAAUCUUGUAGCGUCUCACGAUCGCGGAGUUCCUGGAUUUUCCAUGGAUUUCAGAGCGGUUUCAGGCUUUGAGAAUGCAAGUUCUUGGCUUUAAGUCCUUUAAAAAAAGGUUCUUGGCUGUCUUGAUAAGAAGGAUUGUUCAUUAGUUUUCGACAGCUGCUUUUGAUGUGAGGUGUUCCUGUUCGUGGACUUGGCUUACCUCUUCUUGAAAUUGAGACCCUUUGAGUUUUUGUUUCCUACUAAUAUGCUAGAUUUCUUAAGCUAGUAAUCCCGCAGCCUGUAUCUUUUUAUCUUAUGGCAUGGAGAUUAAUAUCAAUUGCAGAGAGCUUCUGUGAAGAGGAAGCGGGUGAGCCAUGGGCAACUCAUGCGCCAAAGGUUCUGAGCAUAAAACCUUCAAGUGGACCAUUGACGGCUUCUCCUCCCUUCUAGACAAGGGUGCAGGAUGGACAUGCUCCAGCGUGUUUGAGUUCAUGGGCAUGAUAUGGUGCCUAAAGCUGAACCCAAAGGACAGAAGGAGAAAUGAUGCGAAGGAGCAUGUCUCUCUCAAGCUUAAGCUGAUGGGAACUUCAAUGAAACCUGACACUAUCAUAGAGGCAUCUUUCAAGUUCUUGAUAUAUGAUCAGUCCUUUGGAAGGCACAGGGAGCAUCUAGGUAACCACAGUUUCCAGACUGCAAGCACAACUUCUGGCAGCUCAUGCAUGAUACCCCUGAAGAAACUGAAGACCUCUGGAUUUCUUGUCAACAACAGCUGCACCUUUGGUAUCGAGUUCAUCAAAGUCGCCACUGUCAAAACCAGUUCGCCAUUAGAAACACUCUUUGUCACGAAGAUGAACGUUUUCAACGAGGCCAAAGUUUACACUUGGGAAAUUGAGGACUACUUUGCACUUAAGAACCCGAGCUACUCACCAAAGUUUGAAGUCGGUGGAUACAGAUGGUUUAUCAAAAUGUAUCCAACUAGUGAAGGAAACCACCUGUCAUUGUUUCUUAUCACGAAGCAGCGAAAUGAUCUCCCAAAAGACUCUGGGAAUCUGGUCGAAUUUACCAUAUCCAUCAAGGACCUAGAAAAUGGCAAGGACAAGAAAUCAACCGGCCGGUUCCAUUUCUCAAACAAUGCUACUUCCUUGGGAUGGAGGAAAUUCAUCUCUCUAGAGGAUUUCAAGCACAAGUCAAAAGGCUAUCUCAUCAAAGGCAAGUGUUGCAUUGAGGCUAAAGUCGCAAUUGUUGGCCUCUCCAAGACGGUAGUUUCAGAAAUCCGUGAGAGCUGAUGAGAUUAUUCUAACUAGCACCAGCUAUAUGAAGUGCUCCAUAGCACCGUGACAUAUUGAGACUGUCUGCUUGUUUGGAACUAUGGAUAUCUCAUAUCUGAACAUACCUUUAGGCCCCGUUCUGUCAAAGACGCUCCCAUUCUGUCAAAGACGCUCCCAAAAUUAUGCUUAUACAUCACCAAUUUAGCAAGGGAACAUCUACCUCGUGUCCGACUGUUUUGGGCCAGUCAAGCAUUCCUGUGAAUUUUGGUAACAAACCAAAUCUUGUGAAAGAUACUUCUUCCCCUCUGUACUAUAGCACUGAAGAGUAAGACAUGUAUGUGGCUAAUGAACUGGUACAUCAAGGGAUGCCCUUCCUUCCCUACAACAAAAAUCUGAUAGGAGCCAACAAGAAAAUUUGCAGGACAAACUGGAAGUUUAAGGAAAGCAAUUAACGCCCAAAGCGCUUCUAUUUCAGUUUCUUAAUUUACAUCACGCUCGACUUGACAUAGACAGGGCUUUUCUUA